Molecule: messenger RNA, 1512 nt
Organism: Tetrahymena thermophila SB210
Lineage: Eukaryota; Ciliophora; Oligohymenophorea; Hymenostomatida; Tetrahymenidae
Product: PB1 domain protein
Exons: 2
Molecular function (GO): protein binding
Source: RefSeq, a predicted model, not a curated record
AUGAACACAAUGAAUUUUAAAGCAUUUCUAGGCAAGAAAAUUCAUAAACUUCCUUAAGGAUUAAAUAGCUUUGAUGAGCUUCUUUUUGUGAUAAGAACCAUCUUUUCUUAGAAAUUACCUGAAUAAUACACUUUUAAAUAUGAAGAUAGCGACAAAGAUUGGAUUGGAUUAGAGUCAUAGGAAGAUUUUGAAGCAGCAAUUGGCUUUUUCAAGGAAAAUAAUAUAAAUUCUAUGAAAAUAAAAAUAGUUAAAUCUACUAAACCAGCUCUUGAUUAGUAUGUUUUAAAGAAUUUAAGUGAUGAAAUGAGCUAGUCUAGAAUCAUUUAAUUCUCUAAAAAAGAUGCAGAGGAAGAUUUAAAUGAGAGCGUUGUCAUAAACAAAGAUUAAAAUAAAGAAGAUCAGAUUGCUGAAUAGAACCAGAAUAGAUAAAAUGAGCUUUCUAGAGAAUAAGCAGAUCCAGUUAAAUAAUAAAAUAAUUUAGAGUUAGAGCAAGAGCAAAAAGAAAAACAAAACUAAGAAAUAAAAUAAUAAAGUAGCAAGAGAAAUUCUGAUGCUGGAUUAAAUAACAUAUAAGAUUAAAUAUUAUAGCAAAAAGACCAAGAAAAUUAAAAAGUAUUAGAAUUAAACUCAUCUUAAAAAAUUUAAUUAACUUUAGACGAGCUUAAAAAGAUGAUUGAAGAUGUGGUCGAAUAAAAAAUUAAAAUUCUUUUGAGUAACUAUAACCUAGUCCCUAAGAAUGAUUAAGAGUAAAGAGGCAUUUCUUCACAAGAUUAUAUGAAUAAAUUGAAUUAAUUGAAUAAUAAUUUAAUGUAAAUCGACGAUAAAUUGGAAGAAAGAAAAGAAGAUUUUAUCAAAUAAUCAGACUCAAAUUCCAAGUUAAAUUCUUCACAGAUAAAUGAUUCCCUAUAUCAAUCUGACUUAGAAAAGAAAAAGCCAAGAGCUAUGCUUAAGACUGAUCCUCCUGCAGAACUAAAGGUAGAAGUUGGAAGUCCUUAUGUAUGGAGCUUCAAGAUUGAAAAUAGUGGAAUAACAUCAUGGCCUAAAUACACAUACUUUAAGUGCUUGCAAGGACCUCACAAAGACUAAAAAAUUGAAUUGGAAUAACUUAAACCCUAAGGUGUUAUCGAGAUUUAAAUUCCUUUGGAAGCUCCUUUGAAACCAAAUAAAUACCAAGAAAUAUGGAGCCUCGUUCAAGAAAUACCUGAAAAGCCCACAAUCAACUUUGGUCCUAAAGUGAGGUACACAUUAGUAGUCUAAGAAGAAUCUAUUGUUUAAGGCGAUAACAAUGCUGCUUCUCAAAAUAACUAACAAAAUCAAAGACCUUCUAUCUCAAUAAGUGAUCCAUAAAACAAUGGAAAAGUGAACAGCAAAAUAUUAGACAUUGCAAAGCAAAUGAAAGAAAUUUUAGGUGGUGAUAUUAAAAAGUAUAUUGAAUUUGUUAAAUUGGACAAUCAUGAGAAACUUCCUUUAGAAUAGCUACUUAAUAUCUACAUAGACAACUAAAAGUUUUGA